Molecule: messenger RNA, 4335 nt
Organism: Pelagomonas calceolata
Lineage: Eukaryota; Pelagophyceae; Pelagomonadales; Pelagomonadaceae
Source: the annotation of a GenBank genome assembly
CGCCAAGCGAGCGUGAAGGCGCGUAAAAGCCGCAGUCCCCACUGCCGAAGCACUGGGAAGGUACCAAACGACAGCGUAUCCCGCGCGGCGCCGAGGGGCAGCCGGUGCCACCGCAAACAAGAGCGAACGAAGCAGCAACAAACAGCAACAAGUAUGCCCGUCCUAGUCGUAGAACCGGGCAAGCAAAAAACGGCCUUCACGCCGACGCCGACGAAGCGGAAGAUGCGGUCCACGGGCACGCCCUUCGAGGACGCCGCCGUGCGCACGGUAGAAUUGUCCGCGGACGCGUUCCACGAGGACGCGCGCGCGUCGAUGGUCAACUGCAACCGCUACCUGUGUGCGCAGCAGAUGGCCGACAAGAAGAUGCGGGGCGGCAAGCCGGAGGACACGGCGGGCACCAUCGCGCGGCUCUGUGGGGAUGUGAGAAGGUUCGGCGGGGCCGUUUUUGGAGACCAGUGCAUGGUCGUCGAAGGAGAUACACUGUUACAUCUGUUGGUUAGAAAUGAUGCCCACAAGGACACGGUCGAAGCCUGUCUUAGGGGUGGUGCGGAUGUCGGGGCGGUCAAUGCUCGUGGCGAGCAAGUCCUGGGGUUGGCGAGGAAGGCCGCAGCGCGAUCGGGUCAGAGAAGGCACCACGGCCCGGGGGCCUCCGAGGAAGCUCGCGAGAGGAGACUGCACGCCGAGGGCGUGGUGGUGGUCAUCGAGAAGUAUAACGCGAGAAGGAAUACCAGUGGGAGGAAAAGGGCUCGUAGAAGAGCGAGACUGGGACCGGGCGGCGCUCGUUCUCCGCGCUCGCCGUCGUCGUCGCGUGGAAGGCGUAGAAGGUCCGCGUCACCCAUAAGACCGAGAACGGCUCCAGAAGUCAACGCGUCGCGCGAGGUCGACGCCUGGCGCCGCGUCGCAGCUAGAGCGCACACCGCCGCCGACGCGAUUGAAGCGAGAUUUAGAGAUGCCUGGACGCAUGAAGAUGCCGAGAAGGCCGCUAGAACGGCGCAGAACGACGAUGUGGUGGUGGCGGCCGUUCGCGGCGCCGUCGCGGAGGCCUUAACGGCGCGCGGCGAGGACGACGCCGUGCCCGAGCGAGCUACCGCAAGGUUAGAUCGCGACCUCGAACACGUCAAGGCCGAGCGGGACGUCGCGCGGGCGAGAUUCAAUAAAGUGAAGAAAGCGUACGACGAAAUUUGCGAGGAGCGCCGGAAGCGCGAGGAGCAGAUCGAGAGAGACCGGGUCCGACGCAUGAACCGCCAGGCGCCCGAGAACGCGACGACCGAGCGGUUGGUGCGACAGAAACUAGAAAGGGAAAGAAACGACGCGCGGCUCGAACUCAUGGCGUUGCACGCGCAGCUCAAGGGAGCGGCAAGCUACCACAAGCAGCAGCACGAGAAGGCCGCGGACGUCAUCGACAAGCUGCGGAACGAAAACUUGAAGUGGCGCGAGUGGUGCGUGUCCCGUGUCCUUGCGGAGAAUGAGUCGCGUCGAUGGCGUGGAGAGCGAUUGUUUGCGUCCUGGUGGUACUUGUGAACCUCCACGCCAUCGAGCAGGGACACCACACUACCACAGAGCAGCCCCAGCCCCACGCCGUCGAGCAGAGUACUCACACGGUCCGACGCAACGCAGGUACAAGCAAAAGGGCGACUCGCUCGAGCGCUUCGGCCGCCAGAAGGUCCAGAACGAGAUCGACGAGACGCGAGCUCGGCUGCGAGCCGUGUUGGACAAGGCUUCGGCCGUCGAGGCGCGGAAUUUGAGAAGGGAGCAGGAGCUCGACGCGCGCGAGAAGGCGUUGACGUCGACGCUGGCGCCAUCCGAACUAUCGGAUGAACAGCGCUGGGGGCGCACUUUAAGAUCGGAGCUCGCAUCAGCUUCUGACGAGGAUGCACUGAGGAUCACGUCCGAGCUGCUUGCGAAUGACGACGCGUCGCGCGCGGCCGCUUUCCGGACGUCGGCCUCGGACUACCUCAGACUAGUAGAGGAGUCGCGAAAGGAAGAUGAACCUGUCGCGUUCGUCGCUCCGGACGGUGCUCGCUUCGAACCGACGGGCGCCACGCGCGAAGGGAGAGCCGUCUAUGCUGGCUCUUCAGGCACUUUAGCCUACGCGAAUGAACGGUGGACCUGGUCUAGUGUAGAUGGCAAUGUAUUAUGCGCGUCGACGACCGACGCCCUCGUCCCACCUCAAACCGAGUGGGUCAAUAGCGACGGCGACACCGAUGCGAACUGGACUCUACAACAACUAGACUACGAGGACAAACGUAAAGAAUACCCCGCGCCCCUAUCCCUAAGGCUGAUGGAGGUCGACGCGUUGCAAAGAGCCGUGGCUCUAGAAUCGCUGUCCGUCUUGCGCCUCGACGCGCAGUUACAGGAUGGGUCCUGCGACGGCGCCACCAAAAAACAGCUUGAGAAUCAGCGAGAUGUCGUGAAGGCGUCGCGCGACGCCGCCCUACGACGCCUCGCCGACCAGGUCUUCGUCGCGACGUGUUCUGAUAUAGCACCUGAUUUGACGGAAACGUCGAAGCGCUACGACGCCUUAUUUAGAUCCCUCAAAAAUACUGAGGUGGAAACACUCGUGAGUUUGCGGUCCAUCUGUACUAAACUCUCAACCUCAGAUAAAAAGUUAAGGCAACGGCUCUCCACAAACGCCCUGCGCUUCGGCUUCGCUACCUCCAGAACCUCGCAGCAGACCGUGGAUGCUUAUGACGUCCGAUUCGCCUUGGGGUUGCUGAAGGAUGCUACUGAUCAUAAACCAGAUUUUGACGCCGAAUUGAAGCGCAUCGGCGCCGAGAGCGGCGCCACCGUGUUGCUAGCACCGGUCAAGUCGCUAGGCCGGGCCUUCGCCAAGGUCCACGAGAAGUACGGCGGCAGAUAUGAUGGCUUGACCGAUUUAAUAAGGGGUACGUUACAGUGCGACUCGCUUGACGUCGUCGAGAAGUGCGUGCGAGCCUUGGCCCAGUCUCACCGAUUUAAGGUAUCGAGGGUGAAGAAUCGGUUUGAUCCUGCUCACAUUGCUGGAGACGGCUAUCGCGACGUGCUCUGCAAUGUUGAAAUAAAUGAUGGUUGCAUCGCGGAAGUACAAAUCAACCUCGCUUCGAUGGUAGACCUCAAGGAAUCGUCGGGCCACGCGUGCUACGAGGCGUCUCGCAUGAUCCACUUCGCCGACAACAGCAAUCACGUGUCGAGCGCCGCGGGCUGGGCAUCUCGAGCGGCGGCGCGCUGCCCGGCCGACGAAGCGAGACCCCUUUGUUUAGCCGAGCGGGUGUCGACGGGGCAGCUCACUUCACUAAGUCUGAAAGCGGACGCCUCGACGCCAUUUCCCGCUAGAGAUGAGCUUAGAAGGUCGUUAUGUUCGCCGUUCGUCCGGUUACGUGCUUUGCGCAUCGACGGCCUGAACGGGUUUUUGGAGGUUGUCUUGACGCCUGAAUCACUAGUGUCAUUGUCACAGUGUCUGGAAGAGCUAUCGGUGGGCGGCAAGGACCUGGGGCCGAUCCCCGACCUUUCAUCAUUAAAGCGGCUGCGGGCGGUGCGCUUGCGCGGCGCGCGCGGCCCCUUCGACUUGCUCCAGUUCGCGAAUAGUAUGCAAUCGCUGGUCUGCUCGUCGUGCCGAGGGUUUGGCAAGCUCCCCAAGGACCUGGAACGGGUCUUCCCGGCCUUGCAAGCCCUUACAUUAAGACAGUGCCAGCUCGAGGGUGAAUUACCAAGUUAUUUUGGGGACGGGUCGCGGUUCCCGAAGCUCAAACGACUUGAUUUGUCGAGCAACGCGCUGACCGGGUACGUUGAUGCUGCAUUAUUUAGAGGUCCUUCCCUAUCGUCCAUAGACCUCUCGAAGAACGCGUUGAAGGGGGCCGAGCCCACCAUCGCGUCCGUGGUACCGAUCAACGUCUACCUGAACGACCUGAAGACGCACGGCAACGCCUGGGACGAGGACAAGGGAUUCGAGGACGUUGUUGCCGCUUUGACACCGCCACCACAACCGGCCUGCGUGGCGGGCCCCGGCGGCGAUUCGAGGUUAGGAGGCCUCUACCACCAGCGCGGCUCAUUAAACGGAAGGCCGCGGUACUGCGCGGCGUCUGGGGCUUCGAUAGAAUUUAGGGAGAGCGGGCCCGCGCUCGGGCCCCACUGGGCCUGGUGCCUCGCGGACGCUACCGUGGUCGCCACGGCGCGCCCCGACGAGGCGCCGUCCGCCUCGCAGUGGGAGGCGGCCUGCGGCGCCGUGCUGCUCACGGGCGCGGCGCCGCCCCUGGAGUUCUCCGCGCCGUCCUCGCCGGCCAUGUCGCCCCAGGUCAAGGAGUCGCACCCGCCCGUCGACGCGGCGGCGACGACGGCGACGUUCUCUCAGUUCUAAGA